Molecule: messenger RNA, 2964 nt
Organism: Octopus sinensis (East Asian common octopus)
Lineage: Eukaryota; Metazoa; Mollusca; Cephalopoda; Octopoda; Octopodidae
Exons: 1
Coding region: 1-2964 (987 amino acids)
Source: RefSeq, a predicted model, not a curated record
AUGAUUAAUAAAGCCCUAAUUGAAUACACGUCGAAUAACAUUCCUGCAAGUAUUGAGGAUAUUUCGUCUUUGAUAUACUCAGCACAAUGUGUAUAUCAACAGAUAUCAAGUAAAUUGACAUUCAAGUCGAAUUGGAAACAAAAAAUCCAAAAUAAAAUUGAAUCUUUGAUGGAGAAUGAUCGGUUAAUAUCAAAGCAUUUUAUGUCCACCACUAAAGAUGAGGAACGGAAGAAAGCAGUAGACAUUCUCUGCUCCUACAAUUAUAAGAAGUCUAAAAGGGGGGAGUUUGAGAGAAUAUCGUCUACAAUAAAUGAUCAAAUCAAAAUUCUAAACAAAAAGUUAUCAGUUUCAGAUUCAAGAAGGCAAUAUGGAAUAGAUAAUAGAAACUUCGAGUUGAACAGAAGAUCGUUCUACAGAAAGCUGAAUCCCAAUUCUGAUAACAAACAAAUUGCUGGUUUUGACUCGUCUGAGUGUCUCAAGUUUUGGGGUGAUGUUUGGAAGAAAAGGGAUAAAACUGAUUUGGGCCUUGGAGUGAACAAAAGAGUAACUGGAGUGGAAGAUAAUGCACCUGACGUUAGCGACGAGUUUAUAUCAAACUUAAUUGAGUACCUUCCUAAUUGGAAGGCUCCGGGAUGUGAUGCUGUGUACAAUUUCUUUAUCAAAAAGCUGGACUCUCUUCACAAAUUUCUUUUCCAAGUGAUCAGAAAUAUUAUUAAUGGUGUCAGUCAACCACAAGGAUGGUUUUACACUGGAAUUACAUUUUUAAUCCCAAAGAAAGCAAACUCUGUUGAUCCGAAGGACCUUAGACCAAUUACAUGCAUGCCGUGCUUAUAUAAAUUGGUCACAAAAUGUGUGAACGAAAAAAUCGCUGUAUAUGCUGAUACUUACGAUCUGAUAACGGAGUUCCAGUUGGGAUCUAAACGCCAUUGCCAAGGAGCAAAGGAAUUAGCGCUUCUAAAUAGAUGCGUUAAUGAAGUUUAUGGAAACAAAUUAUUAUGUGCAUGGAUCGACGUAAAGAAAGCUUUUGACUCAGUGAGUCACGAAUUUCUUUUUGAAGUUUUGGAAAACUCAGGACUACCUAAAUGGAUAACGAAAUUUAUGAUGUCAAUAAUUCCUAACUGGAGAGUGUCGUUAAGAUUAGGAAAAGAGCUGCUUGGAACAGUUAAUAUUGAUCGUGGUAUACUCCAAGGUGACUCACUGUCACCACAGUUAUUUGUAUUGGUCUUGGAUCCAUUAAGCAGGAUUUUAUCUUUAAAAUAUCCGAGUAUGUCAAUCAAUACUGGUGAAGACAAGUCCUUAACCUUUUCUACCAAUCAUUUUCUAUUCAUCGAUGAUUUGAAGCUUUUUGCUCAGAAGGAAGAGACACUGGCACGCAUGAUGGAGGAUGUGAACAUUUACUUUAAACUGGCUGGUUUGGAGAAGAAUUUUGAGAAAUCAGCGACAAAUUGUUAUUUGUUGAGGAAUGAAGCUACAUUAAUGGAUGGACUAGAUAGCUAUCGCUAUCUGGGGGUGCUAGAAGACAGAUGCAGUAAUGCUCUUAAAGAGGAUGUACUCAAAAAUAUUAAAGAAGAAAUGCAAAAGCGUAUUGGAAGACUAUCGGAAACUAAACUAAAUGCAGUCAAUCUAUUUAGAGCAAUUAAUGAGCAUGCUCUAUCGCUGAUUAACUAUUAUAUCGGUCUACUCGAUCUGGAACCAUCUUGUUUCGAAGAAAUGGACAAGUUUGUCAGAAAGCUGUUGGCUGAUUUGAAAAUUCACAUGAAGCCAGCCUGUAAAGAAAGACUGUAUCUGCCAAGAGAUACACUUGGAAGGGGACUUGUAUCAGUUGCCUUUAAGGCGGAAAAAAUGCUGUUGGACUUCAAAACCAAUUUGGAAAGGCGAAAGUUAAUCUCCUUGAGAAAAGCAGCAAUUUUGUGGGCCGAACAGAAAAGGAAAACCCAUAUGGCCACAAUCACAGAAUUCUUGCAUUGUAAAUAUGGAACAACCACACUCGAUGAGAUUGCUAAAUCACUACGUGACUUGCAGAUAGAGUCACUGUUGCUUAGUAUUAAAAAGAAAAGGUUGCAUUCGAAGCUAUUUGAGUCGCUUGAAAAUAAUACUUUUGAUAUCCCAACAUCUUCAACAUGGCUAAAGAAAGGGAAUAUAUCUCCUAAAUCUGAGGCAAUGUUCUCUUUUCUUCAAGACAGAAACGUCUUUUUCAGAAACUCUGAUGAAAAAUGCCCACAUUGUAAAUCCUCGCCUAAAACCGUGGACCAUCUUGCGACGCGAUGCAGUAGAAUGCUAAAUUCAGAUUAUACCAGAAGGCAUAACGAGAUUGUGAGGUGUGUUCACAUGCACUUGUGUCGGAGAUUUGGAAUGAAGAAGUCCAAGAGACUGAAAAACCACUCCGUGCAGUGUAUAAUGUCGAAUAGCUCUGCGGAAAUUCGGGUCGAUACUACAAUUCCAACUGAACUAAAAAUACAAUAUAACAAGCCUGAUAUAUUCCUGUAUGACAAGAAGGAAAAUUUGAUAUGGAUCAUUGAAGUGGGUGUUACCUCGAUAGAUAAUUUGAAAUCGGUGGAAGUGGAAAAAAUGCAUAAAUACGACAUUCUAGCCAGUGAAUUACAAUUAAUUCACAAGGCUAAGGUAAAGAUUGUACCGAUUGUCCUCACGUGGGAUGGGAUAGUCUCUACAUUCUUCAGAAAAUAUAUGGACCUUCUUAAAAUCAAAGAAAGUGUGCAAGCAUACAUCCAGACUGUUGGUUUGAAAAAAACAAUGGAAAGCAUGAUAGUAGAACACAAAUUUGGCUUCGAAAAUAUGUCUACCUCAGGUAACUCAUUUGACGAAGGACGGAAAUCGGUGAAGAGACGGCGAGAUUCUGUAGUUUCCGCCGAUGAAGGAAACAACUCCGAAGUGGGAACAGAUAGCGGGAAGAGGAUUCCGAGAGUAAACUUGGCGGAGCAAACUAAUAUGGAAAAGGAAAGUUAA